AUGUCCCAAUUCCUCAUCUCGCGACCCUUCACAUCCAUCCGCACCCUCACCAGAAGCUCCAAACCCACACCAAUCCUCACCACCCUCGCCGAAUCCACGCGAAUCCUCCCAUCACAACCCUUCCUCAAGCAAACUCACCACCAAACCCGCACCUUCAUCCCAUCACCAACCCUCCAAACCUCCCUCUCCCCAGCCCCGCACUUCACAAUGGCCUCAUCCUCCUCCCUCCCCCAAACAAUGAACGGCAUCCAAAUCCCCCGCACAGGCGGCACGGAAGUCCUAACCCACCACACCGACCUGCCCCUCCCCGCCCUCGCCGAGAACCAAGUCCUCGUCCGCAACGAAUACGCAGGCAUAAACUACAUCGACACCUACUUCCGCACCGGCCUCUACAAAGCGCCCCUCCCCAUCACACCCGGCCGCGAAGGCGCCGGCACCGUCGUCAAGUCCCACCCUUCCGUCUCCGGCCAGUUCAAAGAAGGCGAUCGCGUGGUCUACAUGGGCCCCUUUGGCUCCUACUCGGGCUACUCCGCCGUCAACGCCGCUCAGCUCCUGCACAUCCCCGACGCGCUGGCCACGGAUAAAGCCGCCGCCGCGCUCCUGCAGGGUCUCACGGCCUGGACUUUCGUCCGCGAGGCGGGGGAGGUGAGGGAGGGGGAAUGGGUCCUCGUCCACGCGGCCGCCGGCGGCGUCGGGCUGCAGCUCGUGCAGAUGCUGCGCGCCGUGGGCGCGAGAGUGAUUGGCACGACGAGCACCGAUGAAAAGUGCGCGCUGGCCAAGAAGAACGGCGCAGAGUUCAUUGUCAACUCGCGCUCGCAGGACCUCGUGGAGGAGGUGGCGAAGAUUACGGGCGGGCACGGCGUGGAUGUCAUCUUCGACGGUGUUGGAAAGGCGACGUUUGAUAGCGAUAUCGAGAUGGCGGCGCGUAAGGGGAGGUUGGUCGUCUUUGGCAACGCGUCGGGAGCCGUUCCUCCUUUUGACAUCCUCAAGCUGGGUCCCAAGAACUUGAAGGUCAUGCGGCCCAUUGUCAACGGCUACACUGCUACCAGGGAGGAGCUGGAAAAGUACAGCACGGAGCUCUUUGACAUGAUUACCUCGGGCAAGGUGGAGGUGGCCAUCCACAAGGCGUACCCGCUCAAGGACGUCAAGCAAGCCCACGAGGACUUGGAGAGCCGCAACACGACGGGGAAGCUGAUCCUCAAGGUGGAUUGA
Messenger RNA from Colletotrichum costaricense, 1212 nucleotides. RefSeq names its product quinone oxidoreductase. The coding region runs from base 1 to 1212 and encodes 403 amino acids. Gene Ontology annotation, cellular component: cytosol. NCBI's taxonomy places the organism in Eukaryota, Fungi, Ascomycota, Sordariomycetes, Glomerellales, Glomerellaceae. The transcript has 2 exons. The record is from RefSeq and is a predicted model, not a curated record. Gene Ontology annotation, molecular function: NADPH binding; quinone reductase (NADPH) activity; mRNA 3'-UTR AU-rich region binding.